AUGGAUUAUCCGUCUGACAAUUUCACUGAAUAUCCAUCUUACGAUGAUUCAUUGUUACAACAUUCGCCGGAAUUAACAAUUUUGAUAUCAGUCGCUUAUGGUUUCAUAUUUUUCACUGGAGUAUUGGGAAACACAUUUGUUGUUUUGGCAGUUUGUGCACAUAAAAAUUUGAAUAUUACAACUGAUUAUUUGAUUUUGGCAUUAGCAUUAGCUGAUUUAUUUAUUUUAUGGGUUUGUCUACCAACAACUCUUGCUAAUAAUAUUUUCAAUCGUGAGUUUUCCAAAAAAAUUAAAAAAAAAACUAGUUACACAAUACGUCAGACACCUCUCUCUAGAGACAUUCACUUUAUGAAAGUAUUUUUAUGAAUUUCACAAAAGUUUGAAAAAUCGACGAUAAUUUUUUGGUUUACAAAAGAAGUGUAAAAUUUUUCAGGAUGGUUAUUUGGAUCAUUGUUAUGUCGACUUUCUACUUGGGCAAAUGCUACAAGUUCCUGUACUUCUGUUUACACUUUGGUUGCUGUGACUGCAGAUCGAUAUUUAGCAAUUUGUCAUACUAUGAAAUACAAUACAUCUUGGGAUCGAGAAUAUACAAAAUAUGUGAUUUUUGUUAUUUGGAUUAUAUCAGCAAUUGCUGGAAUACCUAACUUUUUUCUUUAUGAUGCAGUGAUAUUUGUUAUGGUUUUCAAAGAUGGAGCAUGGGAUAUUGAGAGAGUUUAUAGUGAGCAAAGCCAAGCAAUUAAUAUUUGUAUGCAAGAAUCUGAUUAUCAAACGGUAUUUUUCGUCACAAUUAAUUUAUGUUUUGCAUUUGUGAUACCGUUUGGAUUGAUAUUAUUUCUUUACACAAAGAUUUUCAUAACUGUAUCGACACAUCGAAGUUUGGCUAUUGAUGCAAGGGUAAGAUUUAAAACAAUAAAUGUGGCAAGUACCAAAUUCUGUAUUUCAGGCUAGAGAAGAUCGUGUAAAACUUCGAGUCGCAACAAUGAUGCUUACAGUAAUCAUAAGCUUUGCGAUUUGUUGGCUUCCUUUACUCACAAUCUUCACAUUUUUCAACUUUGCUGAUCAAAGAACUCCACUUUAUGGAUUUCUGUCAACCAGUCUUCGUCCAAUAUUUCAAUGGUUGUCGAUUUUGUCAAGUUCUCUAAAUCCAAUAAUUUAUAUUGCAUACAGUCAUAAAUAUCGAAGAGCAUUCAAAAAGAUUCUACUUAUGCCUUGUAAGCUGAAGUGAGUUUUUAAGAGAAUCACCGAAUUGAAAUUUCAUAAAUAUCAAAAAUAUUUUCAGAUAUGAAAGAGUUCGCAGUACAAUACUUCGGAAGCCCAAUCAAAUGACCCAAAAUGAGAAAAUCAGCGCUGGCGAAAAUGUUUCAUUCAAAACAUGCACAGAUGGUGCUGUUAGUGCCGCUUACUAA
Molecule: messenger RNA, 1406 nt
Organism: Caenorhabditis angaria
Lineage: Eukaryota; Metazoa; Nematoda; Chromadorea; Rhabditida; Rhabditidae
Source: the annotation of a GenBank genome assembly